AUGAUUCCACUAACAGGAAAAAUAGUGAUAGCCCUGCUAGUGCUGGGAGUGACAGGGGGUAUGGUAACGACUAUAGUGUUGCUAGUGAACUACGAGAGCGAUGGCGGCGAUAUAAAUAAUUCAGUGACUUCAUCUACAGCCUCACCGAAUCGAGACCCAGACUUGUUGUAUGAUGUCGGUGUUGGUAUUGCGGACAUGACGGGACCAUGCGUGGAGAUCACUUUUAUGGGCUACGCAGAGUUGGGACAAUCUGGUAGUGGUAUUCACUUAAGGCAGUUCUCCAGAGCUUUUAUCUUUAAGAAGGGAGAUAAGAGAGUAGUCAUUGUAACAGCAGAAGUUCAAUCUAUCGGAAUUGCAGUAAGAAGACAGGUCGUGAAAAAUCUGCAAGAGUUAUAUGGAGAUAUCUACAACUUGAGAAAUGUAAUCCUUAUGGGUACCCAUACCCACAGCACCCCGGGAGGAUACCUCGUAGACUUUAUACUCGAUGUUACCAUACUCGGCUUUUCUAGAGAAACUUAUGAUGCCUACGUUGAUGGUAUCACAAGGAGUAUUAUUAGAGCUCAUGAGAAUAUGGUACCAGCUCGAUUAUUCUUUGGAAAAACUCGUGUAUGGAACGCACACAUUAACCGAUCUCCUUACUCUUAUGAAUACAAUCCACAAGAAGAAAGAGAUAGAUACGAUACUAACGUUGACAAUGAUCUUACUCAAGUUCGUAUAGUCAAGUCUGACGGAUCCCUUCACGGUGUGAUGAACUGGUUUGCAGUACAUACAACCAGUAUGAACAUGACAAACACUCUAAUUUCGUCAGACAAUUUGGGAUACGCCGCCUUGAAAAUGGAAUCUGUGUUGAACCCAAAUAGUUUAGUUGGGAAGCCGGAUAUCGUGGCUGGUUUCUUCUCAGCAAAUCUCGGAGAUGUAUCUCCAAAUUUACGAGGUGCUCGCUGCGAGUUCAGCGGAAAUGAGUGUGACAAUCAGUUCCUCUUGUGUGAACGGGGAGAGCGCUGCUACUCCUUGGGCCCAGGAAAUGACAUGUUUGAAAGUACUAAGAUCAUCGGAGAGGCUGUGUUUGAAGGAGCUAUGGAAGUUCUUAAUAGUCCCGGGGAGGAGUUGCGAGGUGAAAUAGCAGUUAUACACCAGUUUAUCCAAAUGUCGGAACAAGUGGUGCCAAGAUAUGAUCCGAUUGAGAGGCGUUUUGAUACGGAUAAUCCUGUUCGCGGGUGUUACCCAGGUUUGGGAUACAGUUUUGCAUCUGGAACUAUUGACGGUGCAAAUACUCUUAACAUCACUCAGGGGACAUUAACAAACAAUCCACUUCUGGAUCUUGUUGCUGGAAUUGUCGCAAAACCGACUGAAGAAGACAGCGAUUGUCAUGCACCAAAGCCUAUCCUUUUAGGCACAGGAAGGGCUAACUUCCCUCUACCCUGGCACCCACACAUAGUAUCAGUUUCCUUGAUUUGGCUGGCAGACUUUGUGAUCGCGGGCGUUCCUGGAGAACCAACAACUAUGACUGGAAGACGCAUAAAGGAUGUUGUUGGAUCUGUCAUGACGGAACACGGUUUUGAGGCCAAAGUAGCUGUUUCUGGUCUUACUAAUGAAUAUACACACUACGUAGCUACAAGCGAGGAGUACCAGGUACAACGUUAUGAAGCUGCUUCAACUCUUUAUGGACCACACACACUGGAUAUCUAUUUGAACAAGUUCCAUCAAUUUACUAAGUUAGCUAUCGAGGGCGGUGAUGUCCAACCUGGUCCAGAACCGGAGGACAACAGAAAUCGUACCAUCUCCCUAAUUCUGCCAGUUAUUUUGGACUCCGCUCCCAUAGGAAGUCAUUUCGGAGACGUCACUCAACAACCGCCUACAGUUGCUCAACCAGGGGACAAAAUUACAGUCAAAUUUGUUGGCGCCAAUCCAAGAAACGAUUUACGCCAGGAAUCAAGUUACGCUUACGUCGAGCGAUUAGAGCUAGGACAAUGGAACGUGGUUGCUACAGACGCUGAUUGGGAAACCAAAUUCCACUGGCAAAGACUAUCAACCGUUCUUGGUACGAGCGAAGUCACUUUCGAAUGGGAGAUACCUUUGACAACUACAGGGAGACACCUGACGCACAGAAUUGUGUACAAUGGUGCUGCAAGAAGUAUUCUUGGAGGCACGCUUACGCAGUUCCAAGGAGUUACUAAUAGUUUUCUGAUCGUGUAGACGCUUACUAGAUGCAUGCUAUGU
This is a messenger RNA of Aricia agestis (brown argus), 2220 nucleotides long. RefSeq names its product neutral ceramidase-like. NCBI's taxonomy places the organism in Eukaryota, Metazoa, Arthropoda, Insecta, Lepidoptera, Lycaenidae. Gene Ontology annotation, biological process: ceramide catabolic process; long-chain fatty acid biosynthetic process; sphingosine biosynthetic process. The coding region runs from base 1 to 2196 and encodes 731 amino acids. The transcript is spliced from 14 exons. Gene Ontology annotation, cellular component: extracellular region. Gene Ontology annotation, molecular function: N-acylsphingosine amidohydrolase activity. The record is from RefSeq and is a predicted model, not a curated record.